AUGUGGCUAAGAGAUGAAAUCGGGCUGAUCCCGUGUCCCGAAGCCCGGUAUAACCGGAGUCCCAUAGUCCUGGUUGAAAACAAACUGGGGGUGGAAAGCUGGUGCGUGAAGUUCCUCCUGCCGUAUGUCCACAACAAGCUCCUUUUGUACAGGACGAGAAAGCAGUGGCUGAACAAAGACGAAUUGAUAGAUGUCACAUGCACCCUGCUGCUUCUAAACCCAGAUUUCACCACUGCAUGGAACGUAAGAAAAGAGCUGAUCCUCUCUGGCACUUUAAAUCCGAUUAAGGACUUACAUCUGGGAAAACUGGCCUUAACUAAAUUUCCAAAGAGUCCAGAAACAUGGAUUCACAGGCGGUGGGUGCUACAGCAGCUCAUUCAGGAAACCUCCUUGCCUUCCUUUGUGACGAAAGGAACCUUAGGAACACUUCCUGCAGAAAGGACACAGAGACUGAUCCGAGAAGAGAUGGAGGUGUGUGGAGAAGCGGCAGGGAGAUACCCGAGCAACUAUAAUGCCUGGUCCCAUCGCAUCUGGGUCCUGCAGCACCUGGCCAAGCUAGACGUCAAGAUUCUUCUUGAUGAACUGUCUUCUACUAAACACUGGGCAUCCAUGCACGUUUCAGACCACAGUGGAUUUCACUACCGCCAGUUUUUGUUAAAGUCUUUGAUUAGCCAAACUGUGAUAGAUGGUUCUGUAUUGGAGCGGAACCCUUUGAGAAGUGAGCCAGCUCUAGUUCUUGCAAAAGAUGAAGAGGAAGCAGCGUCAACUGAGGAAACAAGGAUAAAUCUUCCCCAUCUUCUAGAAGAAGAAGUUGAAUUCAGCACUGAUCUGAUUGAUUCCUAUCCAGGACAUGAAACCCUUUGGUGUCACAGGCGGCAUAUUUUCUACCUUCAGCAUCACUUACAUGGUAGGUUUCCUUGCAGUGUGACCCUGUUGUCACCUGCAGAUAGCCCUGGGGGGACUUCAAGUGACUUGCACCUCAUCCCAGGAGGCCCCCACAUGUCUCAGGCCAUGGAGGUGGAUGGGCUGAAUGACUCUAGCAAGCAAGGCUAUUCCCAGGAAACCAAACGCCUGAAGCGGACCCCAGCUCCAGACUCUCGGGGCCUGGAAAUGGAGCAUAGGUUCAUCGAUCAAGUAUUGUCCACCUGCCGGAACGUAGAGCAGGCCAGGUUUGCCAGUGCCUACCGGAAAUGGCUGGUCACGCUGAGUCAGUGAAGGAGGCGGAGUCGUCCUGCAGGGCCCCCCUCUCAGUGCAAUAUUGCUUUCCUUUCUGACACAGUCGCAUGAGUUGUUUGGGGCUAUGUGUUCUUCAUCUUUAGGUUAAAAGUCCGUAGUAAAUCUUUCAUUUUUAUUUAUUUUAUUAAGAACUGGCAUUCCUUUGGGGAUAAAACAACUAUGUAGUUUCUUCCUGCUAAACAGUGAGUCUUAAUUUUCUUCUUCUCAUCCUUUAUAUUUCUAUUUGUGAAGCUUCUUCUCAUUUGGUUCUCCUAAUUGGUUCAUGGACACAUCCACCCACCUCAGUGCAGUUGCUGUAUAGGCUAGUUUUUUUCCCAGAUAAAAAUUUAAGUUGUAGUUAGUUCAGCCUUACAAUAGUACAAGCUCAAAAUAACUCCAUCUAAUUAUUGUUUUAAGAGUCAAAUGGCCAGAUAGAUGGGAUUUGCAAAAAUAUCAUUUCUCUUUCUCAAGUUAACAACCAAUGUAACCAAAGUCAGAAGUAUUGGAAUUUAUAUAAAAAACAUGCUUCCGAUGUGUAAUCCAUUUUAAAGUGAUUAUUUUAAAAGAAAAACUAAUUUUAAGAAUUUAUGUAAUUGCAGUACUGGGAAAUUAUUUUUAUUACUAGUUUUGAUAGAUUCUUCUUACCUCAGAUUUGGUAUGGGCCAAAAACACCCAUGUUAGCCCUUAUAAAAAUCAUUUUUUUAAAACCUGGAAUGCCAUUUUUAGUUAUUACUAUUUAUUUUCCUUUUAAAUUCACCAUGAAAAGUAAAAUAUGCAUGGAAAUGUAUCCAUAAAAAGAUCUUCAUUUUUAAAAAUUUAAGUUCUUGAGGAUACACUUAAACCACAAAAUUUUUAUGAAGUGGUUAUUAAAAAUUUGCUGGCAAAAGCCAGGGGGGAAGAAUAGAUUUUGAAGGUUAGGUCUUCACUCUUUAUUUAAAAAAAAUAAAACAACUUGAUGACUUUGAUACUACACUUAUCAGGGAUGAGAUACCAAAGUAGCCACAGCACGGCUGUAUCUUGUCUUCUCAGUAGUAAGCGUGGGUGUUUUCAGGUCUGUGAGGCCGGCUGGGGAAAGGGCCAGCUGCGGUUUACUUUCUUCAUAUUUCCCCCUUUGUAAAUGGUCUCUGUUUGUUCCUUCCUUUCCACCUAUCUUCUCUUCAUUUUCCCAAUCCAGUCCAUAUUUUUUGAUACUUUCACUGUCCUAUGUUUUUCCUUAAUUGUCUAAUUUUAAGGAUGUGUUCUGAAGAUACUCUCCGUCCUCUUUUCCAGCGAAUUUCAUACCCCAUUAAACACAAACACACACAACAUUCAUAUGAACUGCCCUUCUCAAAGUUACCCUCACGAUGGAAACUGCCUCUUGUCCUAAAUGCGCACGACAUCAUGGUGGCAGAAGUGAGUGACCGCCAUGCUUCGCUUGUUCUCUUUCUCACUUGCUGGGUCACCUGUAGCGUGAGGGGACAGGCAUAAAGGCAGACUUCUAGCUUAUAUUAUGGAAACCUUGGGCUUGAGUGAGGCACAUUGCCGCAAGCUUAGGGAAAGAGUAAGUUCUUUAUUUGUGCAUCAUGAUUUUGUUGAGGAGCAAACUUUCAGGUGAGACUUUAGGACACCAGAAAAACUGUCCAGCCUGGCCCUUGUAGACGGAAACUGCUCUUCUCUUUGGGGGCAAAAUUAACUUUUUAUAGUUUUCAUAGUAUUUAGGAAUAUCAGAAAAUAAUUGCCAUUAUGAACAUAAUUCCAUGACCCUUUGUGUACAAAGCGUAUUUUGAAUCAAAUACCUCACGCAAGGUCUGCCUAGAGCUCUGUGGAUAAAACCAUUAGUUUAUCAUUUUUGGCACCUGCAAGGGCAUGAUGGGGAGACUGCACGGAGAGGACACAAGAGACUCAGCCCAUUCCACUGGAUACCUGUCGCCAGAUCCUGGCCUCACUCUGUGUUCCCUUUUUUUCCAAGCGUCAUUUUAAGUAUCCCAAGUAAUAGGGCUUCUUCUGCUUUGAUGUGAGAGUGUCAGGACUGGAGUGUAGCCAACACCCUGUGAGACAGCAGCUCAGUUUGACAUGCCUUUUUCUACCCUCUACAAAGUAUCCUGCCCACCUGUGAGGUUAUCUGCUGUCAUGUGGUUUCAGGUCCUUAAUCCACCCCUUUAUGAAGCCAUGCAGUCCUUUAGGAUACCUUUGUCUCGUCUUCCUAAUAAAGUGUUGAGUAGGGAGUAAAAACACAAAUAUCCAAAGGAUACUUACCGUUUGUGACUUUUGUGUGCUACUUUAUUUCUAAUGUCUGCAUUUUUCAAGUGUUCAUUCACAGAAAAACCUAGUAUUGCCCUAUAUGGUUGUGUUUUUUCCUAAAUGGUUGAUAUCUAAACUCAUUAGCUAUCGUAUGGUAGUAUUUCUUUGACUGAAUGACUUCAUGCAGUGGAAAGGAUGUGUCUGUUUUCAGGGACUUGUUAGUCUUUUUCUUUCUAUAAAUACGUCAUUGUUGAAAGGAAAAGAUAGUUUAGAUUGACACCCUUCAUCAGACUUUUCAUUGGAAGACUAGUAGGCCAUCAUACUGUCCUGUGGGUCAAGAAUACUACUGACAAGCCAAAAGCAAUAAGAUCUAUAAAUACCUCCACCACCAACUUCCUCCCCAACCCCACCUUUUUUUAAGUAGACUUGUUUUGGUAAUUUGGUGUUUCCAGAUGCUGCUGUGUGCCUUGCACAUGGUGAGGACUCCUUAAAUAUUUACCCAGUUAAUAAGUGAUUCACUCAAGAAAGGAAAGAUUGAUCAUGAGGAAUGGAUAGAAUAAGUUAUGAUUCAGAAACCGAUAGAUUAGAGCAAUGGAUGAUAUAUUCUAGCAUCAUGAUACUACAGGUGGGCUAUUUCAUACAGAAUUAAGUUAAUUUAGAUCAUUCUUCAUCAUUGAACUACCUUGCUUAAAGCUUGUUAAAUCCCAGCCAAGAAAUGCUGCUCUAUAACUCUGAAUUAACUAUACUUUAAUACAUAUUAAAAAUUCACAGAACAAAGCUCGUUUGCAUUAAGAACACCACUUUCUGUUCAUUUAUGAUAUUGGAAGGCAGAUCUUGCCAACAGAGCCAGAGACACUUUGGGGCAUUUGAAGAAAUUCUUUGAUUUCAAAGACAUUUUGAUCUGUAUUUGUGCACGAAUAGUCAUUUUAUGCUUCUCCUUUUCUACUCCCCAGCUUGAACUGUAGACCUUUUAGAUAUUUCUUAAACCUAUGUGAGUCAUUCUUUUCUCUUAAAUUUAAGGAUUAGCUACCUAUUAAUUUCCCCUUUUUCUUUUAUAGGUUUUAGCAUUUUUAUUACCUCUUUGGAAACUCUGGGCCCAGACUCUGAGUCAUAUUCCUUAUUCCUAUGGUACGGUUCUGAUUAAAGGCUUCAUUAUUAAUAGGAUUACAUGUAUAAUGUUGUCACUAAAACCCAUUUAAAUCUUCAGAUAGGGCUUAUGUGACACAAGGUGUGAAAACAAAAGUUCCUUGACUUUUACGUGGCAGUUUGUAGGAAAACAUAGACUGUACGAUUUAGAUGUAUUCAGGUCAUGUCAAUUCAUGCUUAUUAUAUAAGGAGAACUUUUAAUAUUGUUGAGAACACAUUAUCAUUAGUAAUUUUCUGUAGCACAAGGUAGUGUCUGACAUGGGCUAAAUACUAAUUUCGGAGCUCACUGCCACUUACUGUACAACAGUCCAAUCAGUAUCUUAGUCCCUCUUAAUUACAGAAGAUACUAAAGAUUUAGUUAUAAAAGGAAAUAACGUAUAUUCUUUGCAGAAAGUUUUUGUAAGCUGACAUUUAUUUUGUUACUAGAAAAUUAUAUUUUAGAACUUUAAGACAUUUAAAAAAUGCUAGAAAAUUUGAACAGCAUUAUUAAGAACUUUGGUCUUCUGAGUAAACGUCUCCAGUCGAACUGUGCAGCCCGGGUCCUUGACGCCUGCUGCCCCCCACCCCCCACCGUGCCUGGGUGCGCGCUUGCUGUGCUCCUGACCCCUGGGGAGGUGUGUGGAGGCACAGCAGGGCCGAGGCACAUGCCAGGGCAGGAAGGCAGCGAGCGGGGAAGCUCACCCCUGAGAAUCCUGCUUGUGACACGGUGUCUUUAAAAACUAGCUGUACGUACUGUGUUAAUUUGAGUGCCUUUCGUAUUUCUGGAGGGAGCAAGGUUGAUGUUUAGGUAGAAGACAAAGGAUGGAAGUUUUAUCAAACAGUUGAUUGUAACUCAUUUUAUUUAUUCCAGUUGCUAGGCACAGGCCCGUGGAGGUUUUUAUCCAUUCAUGAGAUACUGAUAUGAGCAGGUAGGAUGCUUUGGUUUGUAUUUCUUAGUUAGCAUGUUUAAGCACCCUACCAGGAAGAAUUAGUUCUUUCCCUAUGACAACUGACUUUUUGGGGAUUGGAGGCAUUGUAUUUAGAGUGUGGAUAAUUAGAGGUUAGCCUGAAACCGGUGCAGCCCACAUGCAAGGGAAACAGUGACAUUGUGUCCUAAAAGAAAGUCUGUAUAGUUCUCCUAAAUGGGUCCUUUGCCUCACUUUAAGGUUUUUACGAAUUCCCUCCCAAAAUCUGUGUUGGAGGAAAAGAAGUAAAUAGAUGAAAUUUAAAAUAUGGCAUUUUAUAUAUUUGGUUAUGGAGAGGGGAGGGAAAGAGAGUCCGUAUUUCAAGAUUCCUGGUAACUUUUAAUUAUAAUUUCAUAAAAAUAUACAGCUAAAGAUUCCAAAGUGCUUUUCAGAGGGCUAUUGAAUAAUAUAUUCCUAAGUGGCAGCAAUAUGUCAUAGUUCAUAAGAGAGACAGAAAACCAUUGUGUCAGGUGUGUGUGUGUGUGUGCGUGCGUGCGUACGCGCGCUUUAGGGGGCACCUCUGGCUCUCAACUUGGACAUCGGUGUUCUCGUUAGGUCAUGUUAACACUGUAAAACCAAACUCUUUGCUAAAAAAAAAAAAAAUAGCAGUAGCUUAGUCUGCUGAUGAAACUUUGUGCUUCCAAGAAUAUUAGCUCUAUAUAGGUUGUGCUUUUUGGACAAUAGUGUGGUCCACAAGGCUAACCCUGGCAUUUCUUCUUUAAUCUGUUAUUCCUCAGGGCAUAGAAGAUUUAGUAAAUUUAGGACAAAAUUUUAUAUUCAGUGGCAAAUAAGAAAAGGCAAAAAUAUGCUAAGUAUAUUACUAGCUCUUAAAAUUUUAGUAUAGAUAGUAUUUUUUAUAAACCACUAAAAGGUCAGUAGCUCAUAGACGCUCUGUGACUGCCUCACUCUCCAUCUCGCUGCUUCAGGCCCUACGGCUCUGUCCCGAAUGCUCUCUUACACACGUCUUCUGCGGAAACCAUUUCUGUAAUGUGUUGUUUCCCACGGGUGGCAGAGGUGGGGGUGCUUUAGUUGACAUCAUUUUGUUUUUGGAAAUCCUGUUCAGAAACUGAUUGCUGUUGGUUUUCAAACUGACAACUGUUUUGCCCCUUAAAACCUAAGUUCCCUGAAAGUGUUCUCUGUGCAGACCCCGUACGAGUUCAGUAGUGAGUGCAUGGUGGUGCGCACCUUGUAGAAGUCCAUCAGGUCGGAAUCGCUGAAGGCUAGAAAGUGCACACUAGCUUCCCUCUGCCUCGUCACCAUUGCCCGCGUCCGUAGCUUCAGGAGAAAUACAAUAUUGUGCUGAAGGUACAUAAUUGGCUUCAAAACAUGCAAAGCAAGAUACACAGGUGCACCACGUUGUAGUGAACCCUCCAUACUUUCAGGCAUAUAUGUGUGUGUGUUCACACAUAUGUGUGUAUAUACAUUUCAUUGACAUUUGGAACUGGAAUUUAUAUCAUGAUUUUACAGAGAAUUUUGUUUAAAGGGUUUUUAUUUUCAUAUUUGCUUAAAGUGCUCCUAUUUAAAAGCAGUUUUCUUUAUUAAACCAGCCCCCGCAAGCAAAGUUGGAAACCUAACACAAGUGCCAUUCGCCCAAAUUCACCAGAUAUUUGUGUAAACUGUUUAUUUUUGUCUUUGGAUGCUUAGGAACCUGGAAGUUCUGGCUUUUCUUCCAUACCUUUAGGGAAUCCGCCUUAAUUUUGUGUAUGGCCAUCACUUUCCUCAAAGUACUAUGCAGCUUACUUCAAAUGUUUAUUUAUCUUCAUAAAGUGAUCAGUAGUAAUACAUAAUGAGAUUUUUUUCAUGUCCUGGGGUGAGCAGUUUCACACGUUCAGAUAGUGACUCAUACGGCAGUCUACUGGAAGUACUCAUGUAUUUUCUUCCCUCACCAGUGUCAUUAUGCAUUUGAAGCAGGUAUUUUUCUUAUUGGUUAAAGAAUGAGUGUAGACUGAGUGCAGUCAUAGUAGGUGCUCAAUAAAUAUUUAGUCAGUUAUUGAUCUAAUGUCAAAUUAACAGCUUUCAGAAAGGAAACUUGUUAUCUUUUCAUGGAGGAGUAUAUUUUUAGAGUAAUAUAUGUUUGAAAUGGAGAAAUUAUCUCAUUUGACAUGAAUUACUAGGCUUAUUUAGGCUGGAGUUAGUAACAUGCAAUAAAAGUACUGUUUGCAUAGAACAUGGUCUGAAGACAGGAGAUGGGAGAAGUUUAAGCAAGUAUCUUUUUGUGCAAAGCACAUUAAUAAAUGUGAUUAAAUGUCUUAAUAGGCUGCCGAACUCGAGAGAGCGAGCUGCUGUAGACCUCUGCAGUCGGUUUCUAUGUUGGUGCGCCUGGUGUUACCUGGCGUAGGUUCUAUUUAUUUCUUCUUAAAACUUGGUUGCUUUCCAGUGUCUUUAAAGUGGUAAUAGUAGAAUAUAAAAUUAUAUUGAAUAACUUCUCCUUACUUGUUUUCUCAGAACAUCUUUAAUAUGAGGGAGAAUUCUUUAUGAAGGACACAGUAGUUUCAGAAUCUAUUCGUUUGCGGCUUUCAAAGAAUUUUUGACAGAGCUUACCCAAUGUAAACAGAUUUCAACAAUUGAAAACCAAACAUUCCAACCUGAGCUGUGAGGAACAGAGUGUGAUACUAGCGUCAUAAGGCAUCGCCUCCUGGCGAGGUUCUGAUGCGGGACUGUGAUGCUGGCUUCUGACCGGUGACCGCUGGCCGUGGUAUGGUCUGGCCGUGUUCCUGGAAGAAUAGUGAAAUGUGUGCUCGGGUAACUUGUACUUGAGAUGGACACAAUAAAAGCUGCUGUGGUAUCAAUAUGCCAGGGAUUUAUACACACUAUUACUAAAAUUUUUUUUAACAAAGGAGGAAGGGAAGAAAAUGAUAAAAGGUCAGUGAUAUUUUUUAAUAGCCUCUAAAUUUUUUUUUAAAACCCAAGCCUCUCAGACACUAAGCAGUUGAUUCCUUUGUUUAACACUGCGGGACUUUAAGGGAUAGUUCUCAGAUACUAUCUGCUGUUAGAAUUGACCAUGUGUGUGAAUUUUACAUUGCUUGAAGAUUUUCAAAAAAAUGGAGUAUUUACAUUGCAGUUUAAUGUUUUUUAGAUUUUCUUGUAGAUUGUGUUUCAGUGGACAAGUUACAUAUAUGAUCUGUGGUGCAAGGUCAGAUCCUGGGCAUUAGAGAUAAGUUUGGGUAACUUAAUUUUACUGAAGAUACUAAUUUGUCUUCCCUCUGGUUGCACUGUUGUUUUUUUAAACUAUUUUCUCCUAUUUUCCAGUCUGCAUUGAAGUUCCUUUAGCUCUCACAAUAUAUAGUAAUUGACGUUUCUUAAAGAUUAAAUAUUUGGUGAAUUCUCUUUACACCUAAAAUGUAUACCUUGCAGAGGGAUAAAAAAAUAAAUUUUGCAAUAAACUAUGCGCCGAGUGUGCUGACCGUGUUCGGGGGUUAGUGCUCCGGAGUGCUUAAAGCGGGAUGCCCGACUCCAAGGCCAGUAUGCGGCUGUGGACGGUCUGUGUGGGCACGGCCCGGUAGAAAUAAAUGGGAGCCACAUCUAUAAUUUUUAAUAUUCUAACCGGCACAUUAAAGAAGAAACUGGUGACGUUAACUUAAAUAUUUUAAUUAUCCCAAUAUAUUAAAAAUAUACAAAAUUAUGGAGAUGUUUUAUCUUUUUCUCACCAUUGUAAGUUUCUGAAAUUCACUGUGUAUUUUGCACUCACAGUGCAUGUGAGUUCUGUCUAGCUGCUUUGCAGGUGCUCAGAUAGCCGUGUGUGGCCAAGGGCUGCUAUAUUGGACAGUGCAGAUUCAUGGGGUACAGAGUUUGACUUUAUUUUAAAUUGGGAGAUGGUGAGGUAGGCAUGAAAUUAUGGUACUUUAAAAAUUAGUAUACUUAGAAAAGUAUCUACUAAAAUUAUCCACAUGGUCUUCAUUUUAAAUUUGCUGUAGAAGUAGCUCAAUCUGUUCCAAUUUGCCAAGAUUACCUAAGGAGGAAGAGAUGCCAUGCCUUGUAAAAUACCAUGAGAUGCUCGCUAUAACAGCACAUUAUUAACACAUUUUUCAAUGUGUUCACUAAAUUCUGUCCUGUUUCUUCAAAAUAAUAGCUUAAACUGCAUGUUAAUUGUGUACCUGUACUUGUUUUAUUUUUAUAUUAUUCUUAUAUAAUGUGUAUUAACAAACAGCCCUAGGAUUCUAAUUUUCCUAUGCAUCUGUCUUCCAGUCUUUACUGGUACACUUACUAAGUUGUUACAAGUGGCAGAAAAGUAGAAUGAACCAUUGGUUUUUUUCCAUUAGAUUGUUUUUAUCAUGUGAUCAUGUACCAAGCCAGCUAUAAAUUAUUGUAUUUCUGUAGAAUAUGAAAAAUAGUGUUUAUGUCCUAUCUUUGCUAAAUGUUUGCAAUUUCUAAGUAAACUUUUCAUCUCCUAA
This is a messenger RNA of Suricata suricatta (meerkat), 9916 nucleotides long. RefSeq names its product protein prenyltransferase alpha subunit repeat containing 1 (gene PTAR1). The record is from RefSeq and is a predicted model, not a curated record. Lineage: Eukaryota; Metazoa; Chordata; Mammalia; Carnivora; Herpestidae. Gene Ontology annotation, cellular component: cytoplasm. Gene Ontology annotation, biological process: protein prenylation. Bases 1 to 1215 code for a protein of 404 amino acids. The transcript is spliced from 7 exons. Gene Ontology annotation, molecular function: protein prenyltransferase activity.